Neomonachus schauinslandi (Hawaiian monk seal) is the source of this 3563-nucleotide messenger RNA. RefSeq names its product cap binding complex dependent translation initiation factor (gene CTIF). The transcript is spliced from 12 exons. Gene Ontology annotation, molecular function: translation activator activity; protein binding; RNA binding. The record is from RefSeq and is a predicted model, not a curated record. Lineage: Eukaryota; Metazoa; Chordata; Mammalia; Carnivora; Phocidae. The coding region runs from base 3 to 1802 and encodes 599 amino acids. Gene Ontology annotation, biological process: regulation of translational initiation. Gene Ontology annotation, cellular component: cytosol.
GGAUGGAGAACUCCUCUGCUGCGUCAGCCUCAUCCGAGGCUGGGAGCAGCCGCUCCCAGGAGAUCGAGGAGCUGGAGCGCUUCAUUGACAGCUACGUGCUCGAGUACCAGGUGCAGGGGCUGUUGACCGACAAGACGGAGGGGGAUGGUGAGAGCGAGCAGACGCAGUCCCACAUCUCCCAGUGGGCAGCAGACCACGGUGAGCGGCUAGACAGCAGCUGUCCCUUCUCCCGAGGGCGAGCCCCCCCGCAGCAGAAUGGCAGCAAAGACAACUCUCUGGACAUGCUGGGCACGGAUAUCUGGGCUGCCAACACCUUUGAUUCCUUCAGUGGUGCCACCUGGGACCUGCAGCCUGAAAAGCUGGACUUCACCCAGUUCCACCGGAAGCUGAGACACACGCCCAAGCAGCCCCUGCCACAUAUCGACCGGGAAGGGUGUGGAAAAGGGAAGCUAGAAGAUGGGGAUGGCAUCAACCUGAAUGACAUCGAGAAGGUCCUCCCAGCCUGGCAGGGCUACCACCCAAUGCCCCACGAAGUGGAGAUCGCCCACACCAAGAAGCUGUUCCGGCGGCGGAGAAAUGACCGGAGACGGCAGCAGAGACCUCCAGGAGGAAACAAGCCCCAACAGCAUGGUGACCACCAGCCGGGCAGUGCCAAACACAACAGGGACCACCAGAAAUCCUACCCGGGGGGCUCAGUGCCGCACCCCUCAGGGAGGCCCACCCAUCACGGCUACAGCCAGAACCGGCGCUGGCACAACAACAUGAAGCACCCCCCAGGCGACAAGGGGGAGGCAGGCACCCACCGCAAUGCCAAAGAGACCGUGACCAUGGAGAGCGCCAAACUUGAGGACGCCCUGGGGGACACGGGGCACAGCGGCCUCGAGCCCCCCCGCAGCCCUGAUGCCCCAGCCCCCGUGGCUUCUGAGAGGCUGCCCCCACAGCAGCCGGGGGGUCCAGAGGCUGAGACAAAGCGUAAAGACAGUAUUAUUCCCGAGCGCAUCGGGGAGCGGCCCAAAAUUACCCUGCUCCAGUCUUCCAAAGACAGGCUGCGGCGAAGGCUGAAAGAAAAGGUACCGGACGAAGUGGCAGUGGAGACCACCAACCCUCAGCAGAAUAAGAUGGACAAGUUGAUUGAGAUCCUGAACAGCAUGAGGAACAACAGCAGCGACGUGGAUGCCAAACUCACCACCUUCAUGGAGGAGGCCCAGAACUCGACCAACUCCGAGGAGAUGCUGGGAGAGAUCGUCCGGACCAUCUACCAGAAGGCCGUGUCUGACCGCAGCUUCGCCUUCACGGCCGCCAAGCUCUGCGACAAGAUGGCACUCUUCAUGGUGGAGGGGACCAAGUUCCGGAGCCUGCUUCUCAACAUGCUUCAGAAGGACUUCACCGUGCGGGAAGAGCUUCAGCAGCAGGAUGUGGAACGCUGGCUUGGCUUCAUCACCUUCCUGUGUGAGGUGUUCGGGACCAUGCGUAGCAGCACUGGCGAGCCCUUCCGCGUGCUCGUCUGCCCCAUCUACACCUGCCUCAGGGAGCUUUUGCAAUCUCAGGAUGUGAAAGAAGACGCUGUCCUGUGCUGCUCGAUGGAGCUGCAGAGCACAGGCCGGCUGCUGGAGGAGCAGCUGCCCGAGAUGAUGACCGAGCUCCUGGCCAGUGCGCGCGACAAGAUGCUCUGCCCCUCAGAGUCGAUGCUGACCCGGUCACUGCUUCUGGAGGUCAUAGAGCUCCAUGCCAACAGCUGGAACCCUCUGACGCCCCCCAUCACACAGUACUACAACAGAACCAUCCAGAAACUGACAGCCUGACGGCCAGGGGGCCUGGCGGGCGGCCCGCGGGCAGCUGGGGCCCUGGUACCCAGGGCCAGAUGGACAGGCGGGAGGACAGGGGUGGCCCUGGCGGGAGAAAGAAGUGGGGAGGAAAGCAGGCAGAGCCGGGGGCCAGGCUGGAGCCAGACCGGGAAGGAGGAGCGCCCCUCAUCCGAGCCCCCCCAGCCCCACGCAUGCGGCAGCUCACACCAAUAAGGGAAGCAUGUUUCCUUCUCCUUGGUGGCCCCCCCCCCGCCCCCGUCGUUCCCUCCCCACUCCCGCCCCUCCCCGCCCCCUCCCAUCAACCGCGUCCCCGCAGGGCUUUGUGCGAGGGGUUUCAUCGGCGUGACUCCUCUGAGGCCCUGGCAGCUCGGCACGCCGGGGUACCGCUUGGGUCAGAAAGGACCUCAGAAGGCUGAAAAAGUGGGUCGGAGACGGGCUUGCAUUGUUCCUGCUGUCAGCCGCGGUCGCCAACUGGCAGCAGGCGACGUAGAGCAGAUGUCCGGGAGGACAAAAGCAGGCACGGUCCCCACCAGCCGCCCGUAAUUGACGGCCUUUGUCCGCCACGCUCGGCCUGGGGGACGGAGGCUUCUCCUCUAACCUGCACGCUGCACCCUCCCCACUCCCCGUUCCUCCUCCGUGUGGCCCCCCAGCCUCAGGCCCAGGGGCGGGGUGCAGGGAGGGGAGCUGGGGUGUGCGGCUCUGCUCGUGCUCUUGUGUUUUAUUGUUUUAUUUUCAAAAGUCAGCUGCUUUGAAGUCUCCUCUCUCCAUGAAAAGAGUCCGAGCUGUGAUCACACAGUCAGCACCACUGAGGACCCCCUGAUUAGUGGAAGAUCAAACCCGGCCCCCUCUGGAAGGAUUCUAGCCACAGAUAGCUUGCCAGUGGCCAAUUAGGUGAAGAGGCGAAGUCCGGCCAUCUGAUGUUGAUCCUGUCUCGGUCUGUGCCCCCUCCCAGUCAAGACCAGAUAGUCCUUGCUUUGCUCUCAGGCGGCCAGCCCGCUCACCACAGCCCUGCUCUCCUUGGCCUCGUGGGUUUGCCUGAGCGCUGGGACCGCAGCCCCAAGAAGGCUCCUAACCUCCCCCGGAGAAGGUGGGAACCCCACCAUCCUCCGUGGGGAACAUGCACCCCAAGCCCAGUUUCGUCUGUUCGUCCUUCCUCGAUCAGUCUGUAAACCUUCGAGGUUUAGGGAUCGCCCUGUCCAUCCAUGUAAAUGUAAAUGUUGGCCGAGUCGGUAUUUAUUCUAAUUUUUAUUUUAUUUUAUUUUCUCUGAGGGAUGGGGGGGUUGUGUGGGAAAUGUACCACUGAUCACGCCCUGGGCAGCUGCAGGGGCGGGGACCCCGCCAGCCAGGCCACCGCGAGGAGCAGCCCCAUGCGGCCGCCCCAGACGCCACGUUCCAGUCUCUGGCAUCAGAACCCGGCCAGUGUUCCUCGUGUGACAGACUCUCAGGACCUGCCCACGGAGUCCUGUGCCUCAGCUGCUGGCGCCUUGUGGGGCCCUCUGCCCGGGCCUCUGAGGAUGCAGAUCGCAGAGGAGACCGCUCCUCUGGUCGGGACGCUGGCGACAAGGGCUGCCCACCUCGCCUGAGCCAGCUGGGAGCCUGGCGACGGGACCUGCCUCCCUGGAGAAGGGGCCUGGGCCUUCCCGCCACAGCCGCAGCAGAAUCCUCCUCACGCGACCACGUUCCCUCCCUCAGUAUGUCCUGCUUUCCAGCUGAACCCAGACUACAAGUGGGUUUAAAAAAUAAACACCAAAAACCAAA